CACCUCCUCUCACAAGGUAAGAGAAAACAGCAUUAUUCUUGCAAUCUCUCUGGAGACGCAUUCACUAAAGAUUGAUCUUCGACCUUCGACUAAAGUUCCUUCCACACCUACAGAGAUGUCAGAGAACAGCUCCAGUCCAGAUGAUGCAGUGAUCCGGAUUCUUCUGAUGGGCAGAUUUGGUUCUGGGGCAAGCUCAUCUGGAAACACUAUAGUGGGGGACAAGAGGUUUAAAAUUAAGAAGCAGGAGUCUGAAGUUUGUGAGGGCAAAACACAGAUUGGAGAGAAGCAGGUGCAUGUGAUUAUUUCUCCUGAUCCACUGGAUCCAGAUCUGUCUGAAGAACAGCUGGAGGAAAUGAAUGUGGAGCUGGUCAAACAAUGUUCAGAAGGCUUCAGUGCAGUUCUGCUUACUGUUCCUCUAGAGGAACCUGUGCAAAAUGAGGAAGAGAUCCUGUAUUUUAUUAAGUGUUUAUUAGGUCCUAAAGUUCAAAAGUACAUCAUGAUUCUGUUCACACAUGAAGAUCUACUGGAGGAACUGGAUGAACCACAGACCACUGAUGAAUAUUUACAAAACCAUGCAGAUCUCCAGCAGCUGGUGACUGAAUGUGGAGGAAAGUUUCACUGUUUCAAUAACAAGAUUAAAUCGGACGGUCAGAAACUAGAACUACUGCAGAAGAUUGAAGGAAUGAUGAUAAAGAACGGAGGGAAAUUCAUCAUGGAAGGAAUGAAGAAGAAUGAUAGCAAAAGAGGCCCUCCUGUCUUGUUUUCAGGAAAGUCUCCAGCUGAAGAUCCAGAGAAGUUUCAUAUGAUUGCUGAGAGGAAAGACCAGAUCAGGCUGGUUCUGCUGGGAAAAACUGGAUCUGGGAAAAGUGCCACUGGAAACACCAUCAUUGGCAGAAACAAGUUCAAAUCUUUAGCAGGUUUUAUCUCUCAGACAAAACAGUGUCAGUCUGAAACUGUGGUGAGGUUUGGUAAAGAGAUCUCAGUGAUCGACACACCUGGACUUUAUGAUAAUGUACUCAGUGAAAAAAAGAUUAAAACUGAAAUAGUGAAAUGUGUAACAUACGCUUCUCCUGGACCACAUGCUUUUAUUAUCGUCAUUAGAAUGGGUCGAUACACUGAAGAGGAGAAAAACACAGUGCAACAUCUCAAAGAAGCGUUUGGAGAACAGAUACUAAAAUACACCUUGAUCAUCUUCACUCAUAAAGAUCAGCUAGAGGAGAAAAAUAAAACCACUGAAGAGUUUCUACAGAACGGUGAUUCAGAUCUUAAAAAACUUGUACAGAGUUGUGGAAAUCGAUUCUUCUUUCUGGACAACAAGGCUGCCAGUUUCCCACAGUUCAAAGAUCUGAUCAGUAAAAUAGAGGCGAUGAUGGAAGAGAAUGGAGGGACACACUUCACACAUGACAUGUUUGAGAGAACAGAGAAAUGCAUUCAGGAGGUUCAGAAGCAGAAACUGGAUGAGAAAAUGAAGCAGUACAAACAGGAGAACAAACAGCUCACUCAAACUGAAUGGAAGAAACUACGCCGGCGUUUAGUUGAGGAGUCACGUCGAGAAGUUGAGCAAUCUUUUUCUGACAUUUCCACUUCAAAUCUGCAUCUCUGGGGGAAGACCCAAACAAUGACCAGUGAGGAGAGAGUGAGUGUCAAAGAGGAAGCUGAGAGCAAAGGAACUAAUCGUUUUAGGGCAGUUAUGCUUUCUAUCAGAGAGAAGAUGUGUGUGAUUCAGUGAAAAACCACAAUGAUCAGACACACUAGGGGCUCAAUCCAUCUCAAGUGGUCCAGGCUACUUGAAAUUUUCCUCUUUUUUUAGUUUUAAUUUUAUGCCUUACCUGUAUGUAUUCGUAUUGCAAAACCACCAGUUGUUUUUUUGUUUGUUUUUUACUUAGUUUAACCACAGCAGGUCUUUUUUCACCUUUAGUUUUAUAGCGCUUUAUACAAUACCGAUUAUUUCAAAGUAGCUUCACAGUAAUAAAUAGAAAAAUAACAGAAUCAAUAAUGCAAAAUUCAUCAAUUCAAAUUCUGCUGUAAAGACAAUCGUGUCAUUAUUCUGAUCAAUUUGUUUCAUUAUUGAUUCAGUUCUGAAUAUUAUUUUCUGCUCUGGCCUAAUCAUGGUGCACCACAAAUUUUGGUUAUAUGAAUAUGUACACAAACUUGAAUAUCUCAGAUCAGGAUGGUUGUAGCUUCCAGAAACUAAACUUUAGAGCUCAUGAACUUUCAAGCAAUCAACUUUACAAAAUGUGGACUACUGAUGGAUCUCAAUACUGAUUCACUUUGGUUUCUCCAGUUGUUCAGAAGUGAGUCAAACAUGUAAAACCACUACAAUCAGAGCUGCAUGCUUUUAUUGUUGUCAUUGAGGUGGAUCAAUUCACUGAGGAGGAGAAAAAUACAGCUUAAAGAAAUGUUUGGAAAGAAACAUUUAAAGGAAAUGUUAGAAAACAGAUCAAGUUCACAUUUUAAUUCCCCUCAGAAAUCUUCAUUACAAAGCCCUAUGAAUUACAACACCCAAGACAGUUGUAGGUGUUUAUAGCUGAAUGAGGGUCUUUAAAUCUGGAAAAAGGUACUUCUUGGCAGUUGCAAAUAAAAGAGAACCGCUGCCAUCCAUGAGCUUGAGCAAUGUGCAGGCUCUGAGGAACAAAAUAGAGAAAUUGUGCACAACUUUCAGGAUUUGUUAAGAAUAUUGCGAGUCCUGCUUGAUGGUUACAGAGACCUGUCUGCUCCAUAAUUGAAGGGUUUUCCCAGACAGGGAUGAGAUUUCAGGGAAGACAAGAGGUGGUGUUGUUUGUGUCUAUAUCAGAGAAGGAUGGUGAGAGAGUCAUUGUCUAAUCCAGAUGUGCCAUUUAUCAACACAAGUCAUCCAGCUUUUGUUAAUAUGAUAUUCUAAUAUCAAUCUAGCUUACUGAAGUGUGCAACAAGUGUCUCAUACCAGCCACCAAGUGAACACACAGUAAUGUUAACACAACUUUCAACACACUCAAAUGUAUUUUUAGUAUGACUGUUUUCACCAAGUAAAACAGUGCUGCGUUACCCCACAAUUUUAAUUUGUCAAAUAAAGUGAUCUGUAUGAGUAGUAAAAUUCAGCUCUUGCAGCUGUUUCAUUAGAAUGAAAUAAAAUAAUGUGAAUUUAAGUAAUCAAACUGUAACUGUAAUGUCUUUUUAGUGUCUUUUUUAUUAUAAAUAUUUGUGUUCUC
Molecule: messenger RNA, 3188 nt
Organism: Ctenopharyngodon idella (grass carp)
Lineage: Eukaryota; Metazoa; Chordata; Actinopteri; Cypriniformes; Xenocyprididae
Product: GTPase IMAP family member 8-like
Exons: 4
Coding region: 116-1729 (537 amino acids)
Molecular function (GO): GTP binding
Source: RefSeq, a predicted model, not a curated record